This is a messenger RNA of Caenorhabditis auriculariae, 1007 nucleotides long. The record is from the annotation of a GenBank genome assembly. NCBI's taxonomy places the organism in Eukaryota, Metazoa, Nematoda, Chromadorea, Rhabditida, Rhabditidae.
AUGACCAUCACGAAGACGUUCGUGACCCUCGCCGGCGUUGCUUCCGGACUCGCAAUCUUCGCCUCGAUUCUUUCCGUCUUCAUAAUUUUCAACGAAAUUAACGCCUUCUAUGACAACGUCAUCGACACGAUGCAAGAAUUUCGGGUGAGAAAAUUUUGCAACCUCAACCUAAAACAGUUCAAAAAUUAUAUUCCAGUAUCACGAGCAAGAAGCUUGGCGCACAAUGAUCCAAACGACUCGACCUCCUUCCGAUCCUCGAAGCGUUCUCAUCGGAAGGAGCAAAAGACAGACCGAUCAGUGCAACUGUGCUCCAGCAGCAACCAACUGUCCUCCGGGACCAGCAGGGCCUCCGGGGCAGAAAGGAGCUGACGGAGAUGAUGGCAUCCCUGGACGGCCAGGCAACUACGGCGGCCUUGGCUCCUUUGGCGACGGUUCCAGUGGGGGAUCUAACUGCAUUCAAUGUCCAGCCGGACCACCUGGACCCCCAGGAAACAACGGAUUCGCUGGGCCACCCGGACCUGACGGUCAGCCUGGAGAAGAUGCCUACGGCGCAGGCCAAGGUCCACCAGGACCACCUGGACCUGUCGGAGACGUCGGACAGCCUGGAGCACGAGGAGAGCCAGGAAACCCAGGACGUCCUGGCAGAGCUGGACAACGCAGCCGAGGCUUGCCUGGACCUGCUGGAGCCCCAGGAAGAAUGGGACCAGACGGAGCUCCAGGUCUUCCUGGCGAUGAUGGAAGCUUCGGAGCUGUCGGUCCUGCCGGCCCUGAAGGUCCAGCCGGAAGACCAGGUCAGAGGGGACUCGACGGAAAACGCGGAGAGCCAGGAAAUUCUGGAAUUCCUGGAGGCGAUGCCGGUUAGUUUUUUGAUUUUCAAUAGUGUUCUAAUUUAAGAAAUUGUAUUCAAAGUCUUUUUUUCAGCCUACUGUCCUUGUCCGCCUCGCUCUUCUGCCAAAAAGUCGAAAUUUUUCAAUCAUCGACGCGCUUCGAACGUCGUCGCCGCCUGA